GUAUCCUUGAGCGAGGGCGGGUAUGAGGGGAGUGAAAGGUGGCUAGGCGCUGGCCUCCGGAGUCCUGGGAGGCAGAGGCGAGCAAGCGGAGAGAUUAGAGCUCUAAAGGAAACUCUCAGUACCAGGGAUCAAACUUGGGACCUUGUGCUUACCAGGGCUUUUAGGUUCCUGCGCAUUAUUUGACAGCUGAUCAGGAUUUCAAGCUGAAGAUGCUGCUGCUGAAUAGCCUGAGAGUUAUUUGUGAAGUGGCUCCCUGCAAAUGGCUGUGGCGAAGGGUCCCAGUUCCCAGCUCCAUGCCAGUGAGACCCUGCAGUCUGUAUACCUGCACAUAUAAAACCCGGAACCGAGUCUUGCAUCCUCUCUGGGAAAGCAUGGACCUUAUUCCAGCAGGUGAUAGACAGUCACCCAUUAACAUCCGGUGGAAGGACAGUGUUUAUGACCCUGGCUUAAAACCACUCACCAUCUCUUAUGACCCGACCACCUGUAUGCACAUCUGGAAUAAUGGAUACUCUUUCCUCGUGGAAUUUGAAGAUUCUACGGAUAGAUCAGUCAUCAAGGGAGGACCGCUGGAACACAACUACCGGCUGAAGCAGUUCCAUUUUCACUGGGGGGCCAUUGAUGCCUGGGGUUCUGAGCACACUGUGGACAGCAAGUGCUACCCAGCAGAGCUGCAUUUGGUGCAUUGGAAUGCAGUCAAAUUUGAAAGCUUUGAGGAUGCAGCGCUGGAAGAAAAUGGUUUGGCUGUGAUAGGAGUAUUUUUAAAGCUAGGCAAACAUCAUAAAGAGCUACGGAAAUUGCUGGAUACUUUGCCAUCAAUUAAGCAUAAGGACACCCUCGUGGAAUUGGAGUCCUUUGACCCCACCUGCCUGAUGCCUGCCUGCCCCGAUUACUGGACCUACUCAGGGUCUCUGACUACCCCACCUCUCUCGGAGUCUGUCACCUGGAUCAUUAAAAAGCAGCCAGUAGAGGUCGAUCAUGAGCAGCUUGAACAAUUUCGGACCCUACUCUUCACUUCUGAGGGGGAAAAAGAAAAAAAAAUGGUGGACAACUUCCGCCCUCUUCAGCCCCUGAUGAAUCGCACCGUCCGCUCAUCCUUCCGCCAUGAUUAUGUGCUGAAUAUACAAGCGAAAUCCAAGCCAUCAGCCAGCCAAGAGACCCCCUAAAGUGUCUUACCGAGGCAACAUUUUGCUUAUUUUAGCUGUUUAAAAAUUAUUAACCAGAUUAUUUUAAAUACCUGUGCUAAUAAUAUUUAUAGAAAUAUAUUUCUUUUUUGACGUUUCCCAGUGGCUAUCUUUGCAGGCAGGAACAGGGAGAUGGAACGAUUGCAGAAUAACUGAUUUGUUAACAUCGUGCUACUUUAGGUGACCAUUUGUGAGGGCUAAGGCAGAGGGGAUUUCAUUACCAUUGCCAAUUGAAACUGGCCUGUUUGGGAAAGUUGGCUGGCAUCUCUCUAAUCCAGCUUGUGAAGAAGGUCAGAUAAAUAAUUUAAUUUCUUUUGGUGAAGUAGAAUUUUACUCAGUGUGAGUGACUCCAUUUGGAGUUUGAGCCUGGUGUACUGCAGCCUAGUACAGCAGCUUAGUUUAGAACAAUGGCCUCUUGUAAUUUUUAGUUAAGAAUCUUCCAGUUUUGGUCAGGUUCUCACGGCCUUAGGGACUUAGUGCUACUGUUAGUUACUGUCAUUUUGGGUUUCAAGUAUUAAUAUGUUGCUCAUAGGUCAGAUGUGCCUUUAUUGGCAUGAAAGUGCUUUAUCAGUAUUUGAGAAAUCUAUUUGGUAACAUGAUUUCUCUGGCUGAUAACAGUAUUUAUCACUAAAAUACCAGCAAGAGAUACAAGUGUCCUUUAGAGCAACUUACUAGUAAUUGAAACGUCUUUUUAUGUUGACAUUUUUGAACAUUCUUUUUAUAUUUAUCAAUCAAUGGUCCUAUAGAGU
Octodon degus (degu) is the source of this 1930-nucleotide messenger RNA. It is a transcript of the gene Ca5b, whose product is annotated as carbonic anhydrase 5B. The record is from RefSeq and is a predicted model, not a curated record. Gene Ontology annotation, molecular function: zinc ion binding; carbonate dehydratase activity. Gene Ontology annotation, cellular component: mitochondrion; cytoplasm. The transcript is spliced from 9 exons. The coding region runs from base 210 to 1163 and encodes 317 amino acids. Lineage: Eukaryota; Metazoa; Chordata; Mammalia; Rodentia; Octodontidae.